Pieris macdunnoughi is the source of this 264-nucleotide messenger RNA. The record is from the annotation of a GenBank genome assembly. NCBI's taxonomy places the organism in Eukaryota, Metazoa, Arthropoda, Insecta, Lepidoptera, Pieridae.
AUGGUUUCUUCAAAGAUCGCCAUCCUCGCUGUCGUCAUGUUCGCCUGCAUCAUGCAUACGCAAGCUGCAUCAUCUGAAGACGACGACAAGAAAAAUGACGGCGGCUUUUCUCUUAGCAACUUAGAAGCCAUAAAGAACUUUAACAAAAUCUUCUCAGAGAUCUCCAAGAACCCAACACAAACCUUAUCAAUCCUCUCUAAUUCGAUAAAGGGAAAGGCGAAGGGUGCAUCGAAGAACAAGGGCUCCGACAAGGACGAUAACUAA